Molecule: messenger RNA, 4063 nt
Organism: Dromaius novaehollandiae (emu)
Lineage: Eukaryota; Metazoa; Chordata; Aves; Casuariiformes; Dromaiidae
Gene: IL13RA1
Product: interleukin 13 receptor subunit alpha 1
Exons: 10
Coding region: 101-1357 (418 amino acids)
Biological process (GO): cytokine-mediated signaling pathway
Cellular component (GO): external side of plasma membrane; membrane
Molecular function (GO): cytokine receptor activity; protein binding
Source: RefSeq, a predicted model, not a curated record
CCUGGGCGGGCCGCGGCGCGGCUCUUCCCGUCUGGCCCGUCCCCCCGCGACGGGAAGUGGGAGCCGGGGGCCGCGCGCGGAGGCCCGGGGCGGCGGAGCCAUGGAGGGCGCGGGCGCCGGGCCGCUGCGGCGGCUGCUCCUGGCGCUGGGCUGCGCGUUGGCGGCCGCAGGAGCAAAAGUUCUUCCACCUCCAUCCAACCUAGACUUUUCGUUUGUCCAAAUCUGCACCCUGAACUGGACGUGGACAGCCCCGGAGAACGUCAGCAGCAGCUGCAACCUGGAAUACUGCAGCGACAUCGUCAUCAAUGAAGUCCCCCAGGACAGAAGAGAAUGGAGUAAGAGUCUCUUCCGUGUGACCGAUACGUUCCUGAAUGGGGAGAUGCGUUUCAAAGUGAGAAGUGAAUGCAAGUACGAUAACACGAGUGAGCCGAGCAGAUGGGUAGAGACUUCGGUUCGGCCAAAAGGUGUCCCGGGUACUGCGGCUACGGACUUGGACUGCGUUUGGCACAACCUGGAGUACAUGGAUUGCAAGUGGCUUGCCGGGAAGAACGCGCGCAGCGACACCGAGUAUGCUCUGUUCUACUGGUAUGAUGGCUUGGAAAGUCCUAAGAAGUGCAACAAUUACUCCGUGUGUGAAGGAAUCUUUGAAUGCAUUUUCAAUCUUACCUUCCCAAAGGUCUCCAAUACUUAUCCAACUAUCAGUAUUUUGAUUAAAGAUGAUUCGGAGGAAAUUAGGCCUCUAUGUGAAAGUAAAAAUCCUACCACCCUUGUAAAACCUGCUACCCCAAAAGCAGUUACACUGUCAAAGAUUAAGGAUGGAAUACAUCUAGAAUGGAGCGAAUCGGACACCUUUCCAGCAAAUUGUCUGUAUUAUGAGGUGGAAUACCACAGCGAUGAUCCGGACACCGCUCAGACCAUUAAAGUUGAAUAUAAUCAUACUACCGUUCCCAGUGUUGAUCCUAAUAGCAAGUAUACCUUCAAGGUGAGAGCAAAACCAAAGCCCGAGUGUUACAGCAGCAAGCUCUGUAGUGACUGGAGUGAGGAAAAGAGUAUUGGUGAAAAGCCAGACUCGAUGUUCUAUUUUGUUUUAAUAAUCACCAUUCCCAUAAUAGUAGCAGUAUCUACGAUAAUUCUGCUUUUUUACCUAAAAAGGCUGAAGAUAUUAAUCCUUCCACCAAUUCCUGACCCUCGGGAAAUUCUUAAGCGUAUGUUUGGGGAGCAGACUGAGGAUUCCCAGAGCGGUGCAAAGGAUGAUUCUGUGAACGCUUACAACAGGUUAAUUAAGGAAGAAGAAAUUCAUUCUUUAGUUUUAACAGAAACUCUAGAGUGCUCUUAUUCUGAAAAUGAAAACCGAUAAACUCUCUUUAUCAACGAAUGAUGAGGAAAGACUUUUCUUCGUGCUCCCUUACCUCAGGUGACAACGUAGAUGUGGACCAGCCUGUAAGACAUUCACCAGCUUUCAACUUACUGAGUCCUUUUUGAACCUUCUCAUCUGUAUGAUGCUCAGAAGAAACAUCACUAUCAUGGGCCAUUCCUCCAUCUCUGCUGGAAAUACUCAUCCUGGGUCUUUCGAGAUGAGUGUGUACAUAAAUUUCAUCUGUUGACAGCGUUGCAGCAUCUCUCAUCCUGGUGCCAGCUGUGCCCUACCACCUACCGUUUACACUUGUGUUUGGGCCUCCCGUUAGGCUGUAGGUGGGCUUUUUUGGCGCAGGCACUGUGACUUCGCUGAAGUACUUGGUUCUGUUUUGCAGCAGGUGAGACAAGGCUCGUUUACAGCUGAUGGUUCAUUACUGGUGCUAUGUGGAAGUGCUGCCAGAGCAGAUGCUAGAGCAGAUGGGUCAUUUGUGAAUGGUCUGUUCCCAGGCGGCUGGACAGGGAGCAGGGUGUUUUCCAGAGGGCAUUUAUGGACUGAUCUUCAGAAGCUUCUGGGUGAUGUGCUUCAGCUAUGGGCUGAUCAAACCCAAUAAAAGAGAAUUGGGAUUUUCUUUAAAAUGUAUAUGAAAAGCCUCUUCACCUUCCAGUGGUGUUCAGUCUAUUCAUAGAACGGCCUUGUGCUUUUAUUAUUAUUUUGUUAUCCUUUCAAGUGCCUGUCCUCAGGCUUUUUACCUUGCCUCCAUGAACUGCUUGGGUUAAUUAUACUUUGUUUUAAAUGAUAAAUAGGAUUCUUUACCUGUGUUGUGCUGUGGCUGAUGACUCUGUAUAGAGUCUCACCUGACUGUGGUUCUACUUUGGCCAUAUUGGCCUGAAAGUGUCUGAUUUUGGAAGCUAGGUCAUCCCGAGUCUGUCUAGCAAAAUUACCAAAUGACGGAUGCAUGAGUCUAAGGAGCCAUGGUCAAAUGCUUAACACAUGCUAAACCACAGAAACGGGAUGAAUUCAAAGACAUUAAGACCCAUCCUCACUGCUAAGCUGAUGAAUUUGGUGGAAGAGGGGAUGACAACCCUGGCCUGCCUUCUGGGGGAGAAGCUUUCUUCUUUCUCUGAUGAAAAACUUCCUCUCUUGGAGCUUGGCAAUUUGAAAGUAAGGUGCUGAUUUGACUUUUUAAAUUUUUCUCCUACAUUUUCUGCAGCAGCUUGAUUUUUUUUCUUUUUCUUGUAAAUCACAAAUUGGUUUGUUCAUUUUUAUCGUGGUUUCGUUCUGAGGUGCUUUACCCAGCAGAGUUCAACGGAAGGUUACUGGCACAACUGUGUAUUUUCUCUGCUCGAAAUUGUGAGCAUCAGUCUGUACCUUGUGCUGCAAGGAUGUCAACAGCAGCACCUUGACUGUGCUCUCAGAAAGGAGGCAGAAAGUAAAGGGGAGAAGGGGAUUUGUGCAAGCUGGCUGUAGUUAGCAUCCAGGGAUUGCUUUUCCCGAGCAGGUAAGUGUGUGCCAGCUGGGACAGACAGUCUCGGCAGCCUGGGAUCAGAUCCCUUCCAAAGAUUGCCAGGGACAACUUCUAUCGCCACUAACUUAUAUUUUAAAAUUCAGCUCUAUCCUCAAACUCGGUUCAAUCAAAAAUCUGAAGGGAAGCACUAUUUUGGGGCACAUUCUGUUCUGUGAGAAGUAGGACUAGUGGAGCUUGGCUCCCCGCUACAAAUUUACGUCCCCUACCUGCUCUGUGUUCCCUGCCUUAAUAAAUCCAGGUGCUUUCCCUUGAGCCUCUCAAAAAUAAUUCCCCCCACAUCUCUUACCUACCUCUAGCUACUGGUGGUAGAAACGGGAGGAGAAAUGUAGCAGAACUAGCAGGCCACAUAAGAGCUUACAUCUUUUACUUAAAAUCAGGCUUAAAAAAAGACAUAAAAAUUGGCUAAUGAAACGAAACAACAAAGUCUCAGGGAUUUCAGUGAGAUGUAACAAAACUCAGGUUAUCCAAAAUCAGCUAGCAGGAAUAUUUGCUAUUCCAGAGGUAGAGGAACAGUGUGGGGCAAAGAAUUAUUUAAUUCCAGUGCCAACUUAACUCCCUUCCCUCCCCCACCCUGAAAUUCAUGUUAUGAUAGAAUUAUAAAUAUUUUUCAAAUCUACCUCAUCUAGAAUGUUGCUAAUUAUAGAUCACUAGACAAGCAGAAAUGUAUUAUUUCAAUAAAAGGAAGCGUAAUAGUGUAAUAUAAAGUUUUAUGGCUUUCGAUAAAACAGUCAAGGAAGAAGAUCCUUGGUACUUUGCCCUAAAGUCUUUUGACUCUGCUUUGGUGUUGAUAAUAAAAUCAAAGUGUAUUUUUGUAAAAACCAACAAAACAAGUUCAUAAAGCAAAAGGAAGAAAAGACAGACUGAAAGUGCUAGGCCGAAAGGAAGACUUAAAUGCAAAGGGUGGUUUAGAUCGUGGUAAAAAUGGUUUGAGUAAUUCUUUGUUUUCUGACUAAUGGUUAUCGACACACUUCCUAACGGAUGGAUUUCUUGAGUCUGUGCUUUGGCAUGUAAAGCAAGCAUCUCACUGUAUGUUAAUCUUUAAAUUCUCUUGUUUAUGGGGGUUUUUUUUAGCUUGAAAUUUUCUUAGUUUUGCUAACGUUUGUUUGUUCUUCACUGCAGUUACUUGAUUUGUAAGUUUGUUUAAAGAAUGAAUAAAUACGUUUGAAUGUUUUUUGGUAUAA